Eurytemora carolleeae is the source of this 1118-nucleotide messenger RNA. RefSeq names its product translocation protein SEC62. Gene Ontology annotation, cellular component: endoplasmic reticulum membrane; endoplasmic reticulum. NCBI's taxonomy places the organism in Eukaryota, Metazoa, Arthropoda, Copepoda, Calanoida, Temoridae. Gene Ontology annotation, biological process: post-translational protein targeting to membrane, translocation. The transcript has a single exon. The record is from RefSeq and is a predicted model, not a curated record. Bases 95 to 1039 code for a protein of 314 amino acids.
CCUGCUCUAUCUAUCUAUCUAUCUACCUGUCCCAUAUACAGAAUUGUCAGUUGGUACAAGUUCUUACGUGUUUCACCAUAGUGAAAUCUUCAACAUGGCGGAACGGAGGAAAUUAUCCUCGAGAAAACAGGAGAAAAGUGCGAUGAACCCAAAGGAACCAAUGACGAAGAUUCAAAAGGAAAUUACUGCCUGGAUGAAGAUAAAUAUUCCAACCAAGAAAACUAAAUUCCUCCAUAGUCACGUUGUCGAAUAUUUUAUCGGAAAGAAAGCGGUAGAUUUAUUGUUUGAGGACAGUCCCUGGGCUCCAAACAAGGAAUUGGAUACGGAGACGGACAGGUUUAUAUUCUCUUCCAGGGAACAUGUUGUGGAAACCCUGGAUCUCUUGCUUAGGUACAAGAUGUUUCAUAGAGCAAGGAAAAUAUUGGUCGUAGAUGAGAAGAAACCUAAAAAGAAAGAAAAGAGUGACUCUAAACCUGAGAAAGAAAAGAGUGAGGAAACUGAAUCUGAAAGAAAAGAAUCCAAGUGCGAUACUGAAGCAGAAGAGGAGAAGAAGAAAAAGCGUCGUAUAAGGCUGGAUAUGCACCUGGAGCAGAUGUUUGAAGAUUGUACCGACGCAUAUGUUUGGUUGUAUGAUCCAAUACCCUGGUACUACUGGAUCGCUGGUGGAGCUAUAGUUCUGGUGGUUAUAGUUCUCUGCCUCUUCCCUCUUUGGCCACGUCGACUUCGUAAAGGAACACACUGGUUGGCUUUUAUUGCAGCUUGUUUGAUGGUUGUAGUUCUCAUCAUAGCAAUCUUGAAAUAUAUCAUAUUUGGAAUACUCUACGGAUUAUCAGGAAGAAAAUUAAAGUUCUGGAUUCUACCAAACCUAACAGAGGAUGUUACGUUUUUAGAAUCCUUCUGGCCGCUGUAUUCCUACAAGUACACAGGGGAAGUUAGGAUGGAUGAGGACGAAGUUCCUGAUGAAAAAAACGAGAAUAGUGACAGCAAUGAGAGUGAGAAGGCAGGGUUCGAGUUUGUUGAAAAAUCCAAGAAUGAAUAGAUAGUGAAAUAUUUAAGCAAUCUACAUUACGUAUCUGUAAAAAAUAAAUUUAAUUAAAAUAAAUUUGAUAAUUUUGAUA